Molecule: messenger RNA, 440 nt
Organism: Myotis lucifugus (little brown bat)
Lineage: Eukaryota; Metazoa; Chordata; Mammalia; Chiroptera; Vespertilionidae
Product: ubiquitin-associated and SH3 domain-containing protein B-like
Exons: 3
Molecular function (GO): protein binding
Source: RefSeq, a predicted model, not a curated record
ACAAAAAGCUUUGGCGUCCACCGGAGGAAGAAGUGUUCAAGCCGCGUGUGACUGGCUCUUCUCCCACGUGGGCGACCCCUUCCUGGAUGACCCGCUGCCCCGGGAGUACGUGCUGUACCUGCGCCCCACGGGCCCCUUGGCCCAGAAGCUCUCCGACUUCUGGCAGCAGUCGAAGCAGAUCUGCGGGAAGAACAAGGCGCACAACAUCUUCCCCCACAUCACCCUCUGCCAGUUCUUCAUGUGUGAGGACAGCAAGGCAGACGCCCUGGGGGAGGUCCUGCAGGCCACCGUCAGCCGCUGGAGGGGCAAGUUCUCGGUGCCGCUGCCCCUGGAGCUCUACACCUCCUCCAACUUCAUCGGGCUCUUCGUGGAGGAGGCCAGCGCCGACGUCCUCAAGAAGUUCGCCGCCGACUUUGCCGCGGAGGCUGCAUCCAAAACCG